AUGUCACAUGAGCCUCACAGAAACAUCGCAUCCGAUUUACAGCCCUUCACCAUUCCAGGCCUUCCAGACCAGGUAAAUUUAACCAAACUGCAACUACCAAGCUUCAUAAGAGAAGCAUCCAAGAAUGAAUUAGCAAAGAUUCUGGAUCAAACUCUUCAAGCAGAACUAAAAAGCUAUGGAUUCAUCAUUAAUAGUUGCCUUGAGCUAGAACCAGCUUAUGUCGAACACUAUAGGAAGGUCAUGGGACGAAAGGCAUGGCACAUUGGUCCAAUUUCGCUGUCCAUCAGGCACGCCAAAGAUAAAGAAGAAACAGAAGAUAAAGCCUCCACUGCACAACUAGCUGAGAUUGCGGCGGGCCUUGAAGCUUCUGACAGCACUUUCAUUUGGGUUUAUGCAAGUAAUACUGAAGAAAAUAAAGAGUGGAUGCCAGAAGGGUUUGAGGAUAGGAUUGAAGGGAAGGGUCUCAUAAUAAGGGAAUGCACACAACAGCUUCAAAUUCUUGAACAUGAAGCUGUUGGAGGAUUUAUGACUCACUGA
Molecule: messenger RNA, 537 nt
Organism: Pistacia vera
Lineage: Eukaryota; Viridiplantae; Streptophyta; Magnoliopsida; Sapindales; Anacardiaceae
Product: UDP-glucose flavonoid 3-O-glucosyltransferase 7-like
Exons: 2
Coding region: 1-537 (178 amino acids)
Source: RefSeq, a predicted model, not a curated record